AUGAACUGGACCGCUGAAGAAGCACCAGCUGAUGAUGCUCAAGAAGUGUGGGCUCCUGCCGUUGGCCACCCUGCUUUGCAGUAUUCGUCCAUCGUCGACAUAUUUGGUUCCUCCUGCAGCCUCCAACCCCCUAAGAAGCUGUUCCAGGAAAGAAAGAAGGAGUUUGAAGAUGCAUAUGAUGCCCAAUUCAUGAAACAGAAGAUGCACAGGUACCCUCCAAGCAUUCGAGCUCUCGAUGAUGAUGGUCUGUAUACCGUCCCGAGGGUGGUGGCCAUCGGCCCUUACCACCAUUAUGGCGGAGGCCAUAUGAAGCAGGCAGAGCAGGUGAAGCAUGCGGCUGCCUGCCACUGCAUCACGGAAUCCGGCGGCUCGGUCGAGGAGAUGUACGGCGCCGUCAUCUCGGCCGCGAAUGACAGCGAUGCCCGCGUCCUCUACCACAAGGACAUGAUGGCAGGUCUCGGCGACGACGACUGCUUCCUACCCAUGAUGUUCUUUGACGCCUGCUUCUUGGUGGUGGACGCCGUCAUGAACAUGUGCACGGCCGAGCCCUUGGAGAGAAUGAAGAUGUUCAUUGCCAGCUACUCUAGCGGAGGGCAGCAGCAACUGGUUGACUACAACUACUAUGCUGCGGCCGCACAGCACCAUGAUCCAGAUCCUAUGGAGACCUAUAUGAAUAGCCCUGAGAAGCUGUUCCAGGAAAGACAGAAGGAGUUCAUGGAUGAUGCCAAAUUGAUGAAAACGAAGAUGCAUAGGUACCCUCCAAGCAUUCAAGCUCUCGGCAAAUGGUGUACUGUGCCCAAGGUCGUGGCCAUCGGCCCUUACUACCACCCCGAAGGCCACCUCCAGAAGGCGGAGAAGAUGAAGCAUGUGGCUGCGCAGUACUGCAUCCAGGAGUACAAAAAGGUCAACAAGGACAAUCCCGGCCUCUCGGUCCGGGACAUGUAUGACAAGGUGGUCUCCGUCGCCGCGAAAAUCGAUGCUCGCGGCCUCUACGACAAGGACGCGAUGGCAGGUUUCGGCUAUGAGGACGACUUCCUACCUAUGAUGUUCUAUGACGCCUGCUUCUUGGUGAUAUACAUGCUUUUGACGUCGGGCACGAAGUUCGACCAGGACCUGUGCGAUUUCUUCGAGUCCAACGACAAUGACAUCGCUCAUGACAUCAUGCUGCUUGAGAACCAGAUCCCCUUGCAGGUGGUGGACGCCGUCAUGAAAAUGUGCACGCCCAAGCCCUUUCAGGAAAUGGCGACGUUCAUUGCUAUGUGGCGAGAUGGCUUUCCGCAUGGCCGGUCUGCCACUGUAUUGCCUGUUGUUUGGGACCAAGACUACUACAAUAAAGCACCGCAUCUCCUUGGCCUCCUCCGAUUCUACGCUGUAGGAAAAAGAAGCAGGAAUCCCAAGGUGACACGUUCAGAUAUAGAGAAAAUGAAAUCAAUAUCAUUUUCAGCCGGUGCCAUCGAGCUUGCCGAAAUGGGCAUCUUCCUCACAGCCAACGAAUCAACGGAGCUCCCAGACAUGGGCAUCGACAGGAAGUGGAUCAUCUUCGCCGAGCUCUCCAUGGCGCCGCUGUCUCUCAACGAUGCACGUGCAAGCUGGCUCGUCAACAUGGCGGCUCUCGAGCUAUGCACGACUCCAGAUUUUUCUGAUGACAAGGCGGAAUUUGAAGACUCUGCUGUCUGCUCGUACCUCCUCCUCCUGUGCAUGUUGAUGCAUCGGGAGGAGGACGUGCAUGAGCUGCGAACCAAGGGUAUCCUGCGAGGAGGAGCAGGGCUCAACAACAAGAAGACACUCAACUUCUUCACCAGCCUGCAGAGCCUGCGCACAGGAAGCUGCUAUGCCCUCGUCAUGAUAGAGAUCGAGAAUUACAGGAACAAGAGGCCGUGGAUCAAGGUGUACGCGUUUCUUUACAACAACUGGAAGUACAUCGUCGCGGUUGUCUCCGCCUUUGGUGGAUUUAUCGGUAUCAUAACGGCGCUCAUGAGACUCAAGGGCGCCCAUUGA
Miscanthus lutarioriparius is the source of this 1998-nucleotide messenger RNA. The record is from the annotation of a GenBank genome assembly. Lineage: Eukaryota; Viridiplantae; Streptophyta; Magnoliopsida; Poales; Poaceae.